Molecule: messenger RNA, 933 nt
Organism: Aspergillus novofumigatus IBT 16806
Lineage: Eukaryota; Fungi; Ascomycota; Eurotiomycetes; Eurotiales; Aspergillaceae
Product: frataxin family protein
Exons: 2
Coding region: 87-740 (217 amino acids)
Biological process (GO): iron incorporation into metallo-sulfur cluster; intracellular iron ion homeostasis
Cellular component (GO): mitochondrion
Molecular function (GO): ferric iron binding; ferroxidase activity; ferrous iron binding
Source: RefSeq, a predicted model, not a curated record
CCUUCUCCAUCCUCUCUUUGUUCGGCAAUCACGCAUCCCCUUUAUAGUCGAUUGAAGGUCAGCUUAUAGCUCGAAAAUCACCGAAAAUGCUUUCGCGCAUUUCUCGAUCUGCUGUCUCCUCCGCCGCCCGUCCUUCUCUCCGUGUAGGCCGGGUCUCAGCAACGGUGCCCGCAGCCAUUCAUCUUCAACCCCGAUUGAACAGCGUCAGCAAUUCGUCCCAGGCAUCCCGUCGAGGGUUCCAAUCCACCAAAUGUAUCCGCAAGGGCAUCUUCCCUGAUUCCGCAGACCCUCCCGCCCCGAACCCGCAAUCGAAUAAUGUCGCUGGCGCGUCCACCCAUGUCACGGAACCCUCGCCGUUGACUGACGCGCAGUAUCACGAGUUCGCGGAGUACUAUCUCAAUGUGAUUCAGAAUGAAGUGGAGAAGGCCCAGGAGGAGGGAUCUGAUAUCGAGGCAGAGUAUAGUGCUGGCGUAAUGAAUAUUUCAGUUCCCGGUGUAGGAACCUAUGUCCUGAACAAGCAGCCUCCCAACAAGCAGAUCUGGCUCAGCUCGCCAAUCUCUGGCCCUAAGCGGUACGACUGGGUCGUCGAAGGAGACCAAAUGCAUGAGAAGCAGGAUACACGUCCCUUCGGCAAUGGAAAAUGGAUCUACCUCCGCGAUGGAUCCAAUUUAACGGAUCUGUUGAAUGCGGAGCUGUCGUUGAACAUUGCAAAGGACGUCUACAGCGAAUUUGAGAAAUAAUUGUUGAGUGGCCAAGAAGGAGUAUGUGGAUGAUCAGGCGAUGUUUAAGAUUACCAUAUUCUAUGACGAAGAGGUUACGGUGUAUGAUAUGGAGAUCAACAUUUCAGUUUCGUCCAUGGGAACGAUGUAAACACCCGCAUCAAGUGCAUAUUCACUUGCUGCGCAGAUAUACAAUCAUGAAUCGAAAGUUCAC